Harpegnathos saltator (Jerdon's jumping ant) is the source of this 762-nucleotide messenger RNA. Its product is annotated as mucin-3A-like. NCBI's taxonomy places the organism in Eukaryota, Metazoa, Arthropoda, Insecta, Hymenoptera, Formicidae. The record is from RefSeq and is a predicted model, not a curated record. Bases 1 to 762 code for a protein of 253 amino acids. The transcript has a single exon.
AUGGAUCGUUUGUUGCGCAUCUUCGGACCGUGCACGUUUGCGUUCAGCUCCGGCGCGACGACGCUCGGGUCGCUCAGCUCCGGCACGGCGACGCUCAGCUCCGGCACGGCGACGCUCAGCUCCGGCACGGCGACGCUCAGCUCCGGCACGGCGACGAUCGGUUCCGGCACGAAAAUGCUCGGUCAGCUCAAUUCGCUUAGCUCCGACACGACGACGCUCGGUCCGAUCGAUUCGCUCAGCUCCGGCACAACGACGCUCGGCUCCGGGACGAUAAUAAUGCUCGGUUCCGGUACAAUCGAUUCGCUCAGCUCCGGCACGACGACGCUUGGCUCCGGGACGAUAAUGCUCGAUUCGCUCAACUCCGGCACGACGACGCUCAGCUCCGGGACGAUAAUGCUCGAUUCGCUAGAUUCGCUAGAUUCGCUCAGCUCCGGUGCGAUAAUGUCCGACUUCGGUGUGACAAUGCUCGGCUCCGGGACGAUAAUGCUCGAUUCGCUAGAUUCGCUAGAUUCGCUCAGCUCCGGUGCGAUAAUGUCCGACUUCGGUGUGAUAAUGCUCGGCUCCGGUACUACGACGCUCGAUUCGCUCAGUUUCGGUACAAUGACGCUCGGUUUGCUCGAUUCGCUCAGCUUCGGUGCGACGACGCUCGGUUUGCUCGAUUCGCUCAGCUCCGGCGCAACCAUGCUCGGCUCCGGCCAGACGACGCUAGCUUCGUUCGAUUCGUUCAAUUCACUCAGCUCCGGUGCGACUCUAUCGUCGUGA